Alternaria postmessia is the source of this 1590-nucleotide messenger RNA. RefSeq lists its product as uncharacterized. The coding region runs from base 1 to 1590 and encodes 529 amino acids. The record is from RefSeq and is a predicted model, not a curated record. Gene Ontology annotation, biological process: fructose 2,6-bisphosphate metabolic process; fructose metabolic process. Gene Ontology annotation, cellular component: cytosol. Gene Ontology annotation, molecular function: fructose-2,6-bisphosphate 2-phosphatase activity; 6-phosphofructo-2-kinase activity; ATP binding. NCBI's taxonomy places the organism in Eukaryota, Fungi, Ascomycota, Dothideomycetes, Pleosporales, Pleosporaceae. The transcript is spliced from 2 exons.
AUGACUAGUACUGCAGAGAUAUACGCAAACUCACCCCGCUUCCGGCGGCGGUCGAGUACUUUCGUCGACGCAAUCCACGAUCUACCUACCAAAGAGGAAAUGGCCCCAGCCCAACUCUAUAGUACAGAAUCAGGCCGCCUUUUCCAUUCCGGUCGAAUAGUCAUCGCCACCUGCGGACUGCCAGCUCGGGGAAAGACACACACAUCUGUUGCCUUAGCCCGCUACCUGCGAUGGCUGGGUGUCAAGACGCACGUGUUUCAUCUUGGCGAUUACCGUCGCGCUACGCUAGGCCCGGAAAACGAUGUGCCCGACGAUUACUUCUUCCUCAAUGCAUCGCCACAAUCUGUUUUGCUACGCAAUAAGAUCUUGAAAAAGUGCCGUGAAGACAUCUACCACUUCCUGGAAAACGACAAGGGCCAAGUGGCCAUCUACGACGCUGUAAAUGCCAUUAGCCAAGGUCGCAGAUCGUUGGCCAAAGAAUUUGCCAAGAAUGGAAUCCAGACAGUCUUCAUCGAAUCACAUUGUACCGAUGAGCGCAUCAUCCAAGAGAACGUCCGUCGUGUCAAGAUCUCUUCACCGGAUUAUCAAGGAUGGAAGGACGAGGAUGCUGUCCACGACUAUCUGGCACGUAUCAAUGCACGGAUACCACACUUCGAGACCAUGGAGGAGCCUGAUUUACAUUGGAUCAAGAUGAUCAACGCUGGCGAGAGAGUGGUAGUGAACAACUGCGCAUUCGGAUAUCUCUCGCAAAGAAUAGUCUUCUAUCUACUCAAUCUCCACAUCAAGUCACGGCAAACAUACUUUGCUCGAGCCGGGACCACGCGAGAGGAAGAUUCUUACAAAGCAGAUGCAAGCCUCUCACCAGAAGGUCAUGAAUACGCUAAGAAGAUGAGUGAGGUGCUCCUGAAGUACCGCGAAGAGGAGAAGCAGAAGCUGAUUGAGUCGGGAGCAACCGAUGCCUCCUUGAAGCCACUGACAAUCUGGACUUCCACACGUCGAAGGACUGUCCAAACGUCAGAGGUUCUGGCUUCUAUGGGCUACCGGGUUAGGCAGCGAUCGCAAAUGAGCCAGAUGAAUCCUGGUGUAUGCGAGAAGAUGUCAGAGGCCAAGAUCCGCGAAGAGUUCCCUGAUGAAGUUACCAAGCACGAAGCAGACCCUUACCACCAUCGGUAUCCGCGCGCAGAGUCGUAUCACGACCUUGCCGUACGCAUGGAACCCAUCAUUCUAGAACUUGAGCGUGAAGAGAAUGACCUUCUCAUCAUCGCUCAUGAGUCUGUCCUUCGUGUACUUUACGGGUACCUGAUGGCAUGUAAUGCGGCCGACAUACCCAAGCUCGAGUUUCCUCGCGAUGAGAUCAUUGAGAUCAUACCCUCAUCCUACAACAACGUGGCAAAACGCAUCAAGAUUCCUGAUUUACCUGAAUCGAUGGUUCCCGGAAGCCCCGAAGAUAUCAAGAUCCCCGUCCCCCCAAGUGGCGCUGUAAGUCCACUAUCUGGCAUGGGUACUCCUCAAGCCGGUUCCGGCACUGCGACACCUCAACAUGGCAUCCAACCUCUGAAUCUGAAGUCACAUAUUAAUCCCUCUUCGUGA